UCCAUCAUCUUCUGGUCCGAGAAGAAGAUCGCCCGAAGACUGCGUUCGUACUCUUCGAAGGUACGUGGCAGUGGAUUCGAUGCCCAAUGGGCAUCUGCAAUGCCCCCGCAACUUUCCAGCGAGCCAUGAACAUGGUCUUUCUGAACUUUGUGCGGAAGACUCGUCUGGCACAGAGUAUCAUUAACUACUGUGUGAUUGUGUAUAUGAAUGACAUUUUGGUGUACUCGAGUUCUUAUGAGGGGCACGUGCAACACAUCGAAUGGGCGUUGCAUGCGUUACGAGAUGCCGGCUUCAAGGUGGCGCUCGAGAAGCGCCUGUUCUUCCUUACCACCAUUUCCUUCCUGGGACACGUGGUAACGAACCAAGGACUCAGACCGGAGCCGCAGAAGGUGGCAGCUGUCAGAGAAGCGCCAGUGCCCACGACUAUUACGCAAGUUCGCGCCUUCUUGGGCGUGGCCUCGUACUACCGAAGAUUUAUCAAGGGCUUUGCAACGAUUGCGGGACCCCUCACGAACCUGCUGCGAAAGGAUCAACCGUUGAUCUGGACACCAGAAUGUGAUCAAGCGUUUUCAACACUCAAGGCCGCUCUCAUUUCGGCUCCGGUCCUUAUAAGGCCGGAUCCCGAAAAACCUUUUGUUCUCAUUACUGACUGGCAGCCGGAGGCAAUUUCGGUGAUCCUGGCCCAGGUGGGACCAAGUGGACUCGAGUGCGUGGUGGAGUACGCGUCUAAAUCGGUGCCCGCCUGCAAACGCAACUACGUCGCUCCGACGGGAGAAUGCUAUGCGGCUCUCUGGGGAAUCAGCCACUUUCGAGCUUACAUGUACGGGCGGAAGUUCACAGUGGUAAUCGAUCAUGAGCCUCUGCUAGCCCAAAAGAAAUCCAAGGAUUACUCCGGCAUGAUCGGGCGAUGGGCAACGGUGCUGCAGAGCAUGGACUUUGACAUUCGUCACCGGAAACACGAAAGGAACGGGAAUGCGGACGGAUUGACACGACUGCACCGACCUGAGAAGGUUCCGAAGAAUGAGGAGGUGAUUCCGUGGAACGAACCGAAAAAGGAGAAUGGGCCUCGAUACGGCCAAGUGGAAAUCCUGUCAAAGGAGUAAGCAACACAGGGUCCAUUUUUUUUUGCCCUCUCUGCAAUUUAGUCACAUCCCUCCCUCUUUGCCAUCAUGACUACCCCCUCUUCUCCUACUAAUUCUGCCCCUCUCACCUCCUCCGCUUUCUUUGCCACCCUCCCUGAUAAAUUCUGCUAUUUUUG
Molecule: messenger RNA, 1258 nt
Organism: Chara braunii
Lineage: Eukaryota; Viridiplantae; Streptophyta; Charophyceae; Charales; Characeae
Source: the annotation of a GenBank genome assembly